AUGGGACAGACUAUCUCAACCCCUUUGGACUUGACUUUAGCUCACUGGACUGACGUUAAGAGCCGAGCUCAUAGUUUAUCUGUUGAAAUAAAGAAAGGAAAAUGGCAAACUCUAUGUGAGGGAGAAUGGACUAUGUUUAAUGUUGGAUGGCCCCGAGGAGGGACCUUCAACCCAGAUCUUAUCCAGGCUGUUAAACGGAUCAUCUUGCAGGAGCCCGGAGGCCACCCCGACCAGAUGCCUUACAUUUUUACUUGGCAGGAUCUUGUCCAAGACCCGCCUUCCUGGUUGAAGCCCUGGAUUCCUCCCCAACCCACUAACAGUAGCCCCUCGGGGGAUUCAAAAGUUCUCGUUGCAGGACCCCCCCGGAAGGAAAAGAAGAUUUACCCGGACAUUCAGACGGAGCUCCUUCUGGAUUCACCACCUCCUUACCCGCCAACCCACACCCCCACAGCUCCUCUUCCUGCCCCCUCACAGGAAGGGAUACAGGGGGGCCCAGCCACGGGGACCCGGAGUAGACGAGCUCUGUCUCCUGAUACUACCGUUGCCCUACCACUUAGGGCCAUAGGACCCCCACCCCCUUUAGGACCAGGAGAUGACCCAACUCAGAGACCUCUACCACCCCUACAAUAUUGGCCUUUCUCCUCUGCAGACCUUUAUAAUUGGAAGGCCAACCACCCUCCCUUCUCGGAGGACCCCUCAAAAUUAACUGCACUCAUGGAAUCCCUAGUUUUCUCCCACCAGCCCACAUGGGACGAUUGCCAGCAGCUACUCCAGACCCUCUUCACGACUGAGGAGAGAGAACGUAUCCUGCUGGAGGCCAGAAAGAAUGUCCCUGGUGACGACGGGCGCCCAACCCAACUCCAGAACGUUAUAGAUGACGGGUUCCCCCUGAUCAGACCCAACUGGGACUUCAACAACCCUGACGGUAGGGAGCAUCUCCGAAUCUAUCGCCAGGCUCUGGUGGCUGGUCUCUGCGGGGCUGCAAGACGCCCUACCAAUUUGGCCAAGGUAAGGGAAGUCAUUCAGGGACCUAAUGAGGUCCCCUCUUUGUUCCUUGAGCGCCUCAUGGAGGCCUAUCGUAGAUAUACGCCCUUUGACCCUAUGGCGGAGGAACAAAGGGUUUCAGUACUGAUGUAUUUUGUAGAUCAGUCGGCGCCAGAUAUUAGAAAAAAAUUACAAAGACUCGAUGGGUUAAGCCGUUAUACUCUGUCAGAUUUAGUCAGGGAAGCAGAAAAGGUUUAUAAUAAAAGAGAAACUGAAGAAGAAAAAGAGGAGAGAAGGGCAAAAGCGCAGGAAGAAAGGGACUAUAAACGUGAUAAGAGACAUGAGAAAAACAUGACUCGAAUUCUGGCCGCCGUAAUCCAGGAUAGAAAAGACACAGGAAGACCUAGGGAUACUAGGCAGAAGCAAAACCUGGGCAACAGGCGCCAAUUAGAAAAGGACCAAUGUGCCUAUUGCAAAGAAAAGGGACACUGGAUUAAAGACUGCCCCAAAAAGAAACCAAAAGUGGUUCUGACCCUAGAAGAUGAUGAAUGAGGGGGACGGGGCUCGGAUCCCCUCCCCGAGCCUAGGGUAACUUUGAAGGUGGAGGGGAAACCCAUCCGGUUCCUAGUGGACACUGGUGCCCAACAUUCGGUCCUACUGAAACCAGAAGGACCCCUUUCUAACAAGAAAUCGUGGGUGCUCGGGGCUACUGGAAAUCAACAAUUUUCAUGGACUACCCGAAGAACGGUGGACCUAGGCGUGGGCCGGGUAUCCCACUCGUUCCUCGUGAUUCCAGGCUGCCCCGCUCCCUUAUUAGGGCGAGACUUGUUAACAAAAAUAGGAGCCCAAAUUACCUUCACAAAGAAGGGCCCCCAAGUAACUGACCAACAUGGGGAAAUUAUCCAUGUUUUAACUAUGAAACUAGAAGAUGAACAUAGGUUGUUUGAAAGGCCUCAGACCAAUGCAGACAUUAGCAAAUGGCUCACCAAAGUCCUGGGAGCAUGGGCCGAGACUGCCGGGAUGGGAUUGGCCACCCAUCAACCGCCAAUAAUUGUUAAUCUAAAGGCUUCCGCAACACCUGUCUCGGUACGUCAAUACCCCAUGAGUCAGGAGGCCAGAGAAGGAAUAAAACCUCACAUAAUGAGGCUCUUAGAAUUAGGAGUCCUAAAAAUGUACCAAUCUCCCUGGAAUACCCCUUUGCUACCAGUGCGCAAGCCAAAUACCAAUGACUAUCGCCCAGUUCAGGACUUAAGGGAGGUUAAUAAGAGGGUUGAAGACCUACACCCAACUGUGCCUAACCCCUAUAACCUCCUGAGUUCACUACCUCCGGACCGAGACUGGUACACAGUUCGGGACCUAAAAGAUGCUUUUUUCUGUCUGCCACUGCAUGAAAAAAGUCAACCUAUCUUUGCCUUUGAAUGGAAGGACCCAGACUCCGGAAUCUCCGGACAGCUGACUUGGACUAGGUUGCCUCAAGGAUUCAAAAAUUCACCCACCAUCUUUGACGAGGCACUUCACCAGGACCUGGCCUCCUUCUGAACCUCAAACCCCCAGGUAACUCUCGUCCAAUACGUUGAUGACUUACUCCUUGCGGCUGGAACCCAAACUGAAUGUGAACAGGGAACAAAGGCACUAUUAGAGGAACUGGCCCGCCUGGGUUACCGCGCCUCGGCGAAGAAAGCCCAACUCUGCAAAAGGCAAGUAACCUACUUGGGGUAUUCCCUGAAAGGAGGGCGGAGAUGGCUAACGGAAGCACGUAAACAGGCUGUGGAACAGAUCCCAGUGCCUGCAAAUGCCAAACAAGUACGGGAAUUCCUGGGAUCUGCAGGAUUUUGUAGACUGUGGAUACCGGGGUUCGCCGCCCUGGCGGCCCCCCUUUACCCCUUGACCAAGACGUCUGCAGCUUUCCAAUGGGGAGAGGAACAACAACAGGCUUUUGACGACAUCAAGCGUGCCCUCUUAAAGGCACCCGCUCUCUCCCUUCCUGACACCUCCAAGCCAUUCUACUUGUAUAUACAUGAGCAGAAAGGCAUUGCAAAAGGGGUACUGACCCAGAAACUAGGGCCCUGGCGAAAGCCAGUGGCCUAUUUAUCAAAAAGGUUGGAUCCUGUGGCCGCUGGGUGGCCCCCUUGCUUUAAGAUUAUUGCCGCUGUGGCUUUACUUUUGAAGGAUGCUGAUAAAUUAACUCUGGGGCAGACUGUCACAGUCAUUGCGUCCCAUGCACUGGAGAGUGUCAUCCGCCAGCCUCCAGACCGAUGGCUCUCAAACGCCCGAGUCACCCACUACCAGAGUCUCCUCCUUAACUCGGAUAGAGUCAAGUUUGCACCCCCCACUCAACUGAAUCCGGCUACCCUCUGGCCAGACCCCGACUCCACAGUAAUCCACAGCUGUGGGGACAUCUUGGCUGAGGCUACUGGAACGAGACCUGAUCUGACGGACCAGCCACUACCGGAUGCCAAGGUAACCUGGUUCACUGAUGGCAGUAGUUACCUCCUUGAAGGUAAGCGGAUGGCGGGGGCGGCAAUUGUUGACGGAGACAGGGUGAUUUGGGCCAUCAGACUGCCUGAAGGGACUUCAGCCCAGAAGGCUGAACUAAUUGCAUUAACCCAGGCCCUAAAUAUGGCAGAAGGGAAAAAAGCUACCAUAUAUACGGACAGCCGGUAUGCUUUUGCAACUGCACAUGUACAUGGUGCCAUAUACCAACAGAGAGGAUUAUUAACCUCUGCCGGAAAAGAAAUUAAAAACAAACAAGAAAUUUUGGAUUUACUCGAUGCCCUGCAUCGGCCGGCAAAGCUGGCCAUAGUCCAUUGUCUGGGGCACCAGAAAGGAAACUCUCUAGUGGCAAGAGGAAACAGGAUGGCUGAUGUAGAGGCCAAAAAGGCUGCUCAAGGAGCGUAUCUGCUUCCCUUAAAAUUUAAUAAGGACACCCAAAGAUGGGAGACAGAAGAAGGAAAACAUAUCCUACCUAGACAACAAGCAGAAUCCACUCUGCAACAGCUACAUAGGCUAACUCAUUUUGGAGCUAGAAAAUUAAUAGAAACCUUCAAAAAGACUGACUACCACAUAAUAGGACUCAAAGAAAUGGCUGAGAAACUGGUAAAACAAUGCAUCCCAUGUCAAAAAGUAAAUGCCCAGACCUCCCAGACGGACCCUGGAAAGAGACUUCGCGGAGAUCGACCAGGCUUAUAUUGGGAGACUGAUUUCACUGAGCUGAAACCUGCUUGCUACGGGAAUAAAUAUCUUCUAGUUUUUAUAGACACAUUCUCUGGAUGGGUGGAAGCCUAUCCCACUAAGAAAGAGACUGCCACAAUGGUAACCAAAAAACUUUUAGAAGAAAUCAUCCCCAGAUAUGGGGUACCUCAGGUAAUAGGCUCAGACAACGGUCCUGCCUUUGUUGCCCAGGUAAGUCAGGAGGUGGCCAGAACUUUGGGGAUCAAUUGGAAAUUACAUUGUGCUUAUAGACCCCAGAGCUCAGGACAGGUAGAAAGAAUGAAUAGAACAUUAAAAGAGACCAUAACUAAAUUGUCCUUAGAGACUGGCUGUACAGAUUGGGUGAUGCUCCUUCCGUGGGCCCUCUUCCGAGUUCGCAACACCCCUUACAAGUUUAACCUAACUCCUUUUGAGAUUUUAUUUGGUGUCCCAACCCCACUUAAUAAGUUGUUAAUGCAGACCCCAGAUAUAAUUUCUUCCUCUGAUCUGAACCACAGGCUCCAGGCGCUAUAUAUCCUCCAAAAGGACUUAUGGCCAAAACUGAAGGAGAGCUAUCUGCCUGCUAAGGACCCAGCCCCGCAUUCAUACCAGCCGGGGGACUCAGUCUACGUGAGGCGACACCGACCCUCAAACCUCGAACCUCGUUGGAAAGGGCCCUUCACGGUACCCCUGACGACACCCACCGCCGUGAAGGUAGACGGGAUAGCUGUCUGGAUCCAUGCAUCCCACGUGAAACCAGCUCCAUCACCUGACCCCCUCUGGCAGCUGACAAAGACUGAUAACCCCCUUAAACUGCGUCUUCGCCGUGUCUCUGUCAGCCGCGAUGAAGUUUCUUAAGGUUUGGACAUUGUUAAUUAUAUUGUUGCCUUGUUCUCUAUCCUCUUCACCCUAUCAACUUUACAAUUAUACCUGGCAAAUCAUUAACCAAGCAGGAGAUGUAGCUAACUCCACAUCUCAACUAUCAAAGUCUACUCCCUGGCCCCCUCUCGAGGUAGACCUGUGUGCCCUUGCACUAGGAGCCGACCCACAGUGGGGCACCCCCGACCAUUUUUGGCCACAAAACAAGCCUAUAAAUACUGGAAAUCGAUACCUUCCCCAGUAUGGGUGUGGCAACACAAUUGACAGAACCCUUCUCAAUACGGCCCCAAUUUAUGUCUGCCCCGGACCCUCCCAUAGACCAAGAACAUCAAAUUACUGCGGUUAUUAUAACGAUUAUUUCUGUGCCUCCUGGGGAUGUGAAACUACUGGAGAUGGGCCCUGGCGCCCCUACUCUUCAUGGGAUUAUAUUACAAUAAAAAGAAAAAGCCCCAUAGAAGAAAAAGACUUAGCCCACCACGUCGUAGGGGGACAACUUAUAGUACUUCCCCAGGAGAGAUGUAAUAACUGGUGUAACCCCAUCCUGAUAUCUUUUACAGAAAAAGGAAAAAGGGUAAAAUGGGAAAAUAAUAGAGGACUUGAGUGGGGCCUUCGCUUGUACGUGUCAGGGAAGGACAUCGGCCUAACUUUUAAGAUUAAGCUAACCAAGACUCUCCCAGAUUCCCAAAAAGCCAGUAUAGGCCCCAACCCUGUACUCCAUAACCCACAAUCCCCAGCUCAACCUGAACCACCCCAGCAAUCACUCCCCUCUACUUCCCCAACUGCAGCUGCCUCCACCUUUUUCAGACCCACAGUUCCCCCAAGGUCCCCUUCCUCUGCCGAUCUCAUCCUAACUCUGAUCAAUUCCUCUAUUCAGGUCUUUAAUUCUAUUAACCACGCUCUGGGGGAAUGUUGGAUUUGUUACUCUUCCAGCCCCCCCUUCUAUGAAGGACUAGCCGCCUCAGGAAAAGUAACGUUUACCAAUGAGACCUCUGGCCUACGGUGGAGGCCCCCACCUGGCACUCAAGGACUCACUAUGAGUUUUGUCUCUGGAGCAGGACUCUGUCUGGUAGGCCCUCAUAUGUUGCCCCCUACCUCCCUCCAAGAGAUCUGUAAUCAGACUCUCACCAUAGAUUC
Messenger RNA from Jaculus jaculus (lesser Egyptian jerboa), 6186 nucleotides. RefSeq lists its product as uncharacterized. The record is from RefSeq and is a predicted model, not a curated record. The transcript has 2 exons. Lineage: Eukaryota; Metazoa; Chordata; Mammalia; Rodentia; Dipodidae. Gene Ontology annotation, biological process: proteolysis; DNA integration; virion assembly. Gene Ontology annotation, molecular function: aspartic-type endopeptidase activity; zinc ion binding; RNA-DNA hybrid ribonuclease activity.